UGAAUCAUCAGCAGCAAAGAUGACGAAUCAGAUCAUACCCACCACCAAGAAAAGCAAACACUCCACCCUAGAACAACUUCCAACCCAAAUCAUCCUCGAAAUCCUAUCAAGACUCCCCAUCAAAACCCUCUUCCUUUGUCAACUCGUUUCCAAGCACUGGCUUUCUCUAAUCUCAGACCCUCACUUCGCUAAUCUCCACCUCUCCAGAUCACCUGUCAGCCUCUUGCUCAAACCUUUCUACCCCCGUCGCGAAUCGAGACAACUUCGCUUGGUCGACCUCCAGAUCGCUCAUUCCACUCACCCCCGCGAUGCCCAGUUGAAAUUCAUCCCCAAAUUCAACUACCCACUUCUCAAAGAAGACGAAAUCGUCAAUUCCUGUAACGGGUUGCUCUGCUUAUCUGAUUUCACUGACGAUUCUGACCCCAUUUUCAUAUGCAAUCCGAUUCUGGGUGAGUACAUUACUUUACCCAUCUUACAUCACCGUGGAAAUUAUGAUGCUACUAUGACUGCUUUUGGGUUUAGUCUCAAGACUAAUCAGUACAAGGUGGUUCGGUUUUUUCUCCAAGAGGUUGUUUAUAUUGACUACAAUACUCAGAUGGGUUCUUACCGUGAGGAGGCAGAGGCUGAGAUUUACACAAUUGGUGGAGAAGGGUUGUGGAGGAAUAUGGGUAAGGUACCUUAUCAUUUGACAAACCACUCGUUCAAUUCUUUUGUGAAUGGAGCUAUUCAUUGGCUUAAUUUCAACCAUGAUAGUCCCGGCUUCAUUCGUUGUUUUGAUUUUGGGACUGAGGAAUUUCGGGUUGUUCCUCAACCUCUUGAGUUUGGUCUGCAUAGAGAGUUUCGAGGGCAUAAAUGUGUCGGUGUGCUGCAGGAUAGUCUGUCCAUUUGUGAAUUUUCUAUUCAUUGUGGUAUUGAUAUAUGGAUGAUGAAAGAGUAUGGCAAUGAGGAGUCUUGGAGCAAAGAGUUCGUUAUUGGAAAUGUGGUUAAUAAUAAGAAGGGAGGUUUUGACUAUUAUGAGCCAAUUAUGGUUCUAAAGACUGGGGAAAUUUUGAUGCUUUACAACAAGGAUGGUCUUGUGCUGUAUGAUCCUAAGCUAGGUGGGUUUAAGAAGCUAAGUAUUUAUUGGAUCAAAUCAGAAUUUUAUGGGGCUGCUCAUAUUCCGAGCUUGGUUUCCCUCCGUGAUGUUGCCAAAGGAGAAUACUUAUCUUUUCUUUGAUAAGUUGCCAAAGGACAAAAGGUUGAAGAUGUGCAGAGGCUGUGCUGUUGGAAGGGAAUUGAAGACUUUUUUGUUUUUUGUUUUUGGGUAGGAAUACUGAUGAACAUAUUGUAGUGGUACUUCAGAGAAUGAAAAUUCCCGUUAUUCUGAACAAGCGAAGAAAACCAGAGAAUGGAUAUUUCAAUUACCAUAACUUGUUACUGCUUGUUUUUGAAAAAUGGUGGAAGUUUCUUGCUUUUUGUUUUAGUUCUUUACUUGUGUAGCACGAACAAGUUUUUUGAGACGUUGAACCUUCGAGCUAUGGAUGAAUUCUGGGAUG
Messenger RNA from Camellia sinensis, 1535 nucleotides. RefSeq names its product F-box protein At3g07870. Gene Ontology annotation, molecular function: protein binding. The record is from RefSeq and is a predicted model, not a curated record. NCBI's taxonomy places the organism in Eukaryota, Viridiplantae, Streptophyta, Magnoliopsida, Ericales, Theaceae.